Messenger RNA from Beta vulgaris subsp. vulgaris (sugar beet), 1672 nucleotides. Its product is annotated as protein root UVB sensitive 2, chloroplastic. Gene Ontology annotation, biological process: response to UV-B; auxin polar transport. Gene Ontology annotation, cellular component: chloroplast envelope. Bases 147 to 1448 code for a protein of 433 amino acids. The record is from RefSeq and is a predicted model, not a curated record. The transcript has 10 exons. NCBI's taxonomy places the organism in Eukaryota, Viridiplantae, Streptophyta, Magnoliopsida, Caryophyllales, Amaranthaceae.
CUAUACUUGAUCACCUCCCCAACCAACCACAAAAAUAAAAUUAAUUUCGUUAUCCCUUAGCCACUCCAAUCCAACAUCUUCCAUUCUAUUCCUUCUCCCAUCUUUCGCGGGUAGUAUUGAGUAUUGAGUUAUUGACUGCUGAAAAAAUGAACUUAUUGGAUAAAUUACCCACAAUGCAGAAGAAAGAACCAGAAAAGUUGCACAAGGUUGAAGAAGUGGGUCCCCUUUGUUGGGUUGAAACCUCUGAAACAAUCUCCCGCCAAUUUCACUUCGACCCAGAUGGUCGUUUCUCCGUGAAAGUGCUUGAGGAUUCAAGACCUAUGUUUAAAAGGGUGACUGAAUCCUUCCUCAAUACAUUCUAUCCCUCUGGUUAUCCAUAUAGUGUGAAUGAGGGUUAUCGUAGGUAUACGCAAUUUCGAGCUCUACAACAUGUUACUAGUGCAGCAUUAUCGGUUCUCUCAACUCAGUCACUGCUAUUUGCUGCAGGCUUACGGCCAACACCUGCACAAGCAACUGUAGUUAGCUGGAUACUGAAAGAUGGUAUGGAGCACGUUGGAAAGCUGAUUUGCAGCAAUCUUGGUGCCAGGAUGGAUUCAGAACCAAAACGAUGGAGGGUUGUUGCUGAUGUUCUCUAUGACCUGGGAACUGGCUUGGAAAUUAUGUCUCCAUUAUGCCCACAUCUGUUUCUACAAAUGGCUGGCCUUGGAAAUUUUGCAAAGGGUAUGGCAGUUGUUGCUGCUAGAGCGACGAGAUUGCCACUGUACUCUUCAUUUGCGAAAGAAGGAAACCUCAGCGAUCUGUUUGCUAAAGGGGAGGCAAUAUCUACGCUCUUUAAUGUGAUAGGAAUAGGGGCAGGGAUUUCACUGGCAUCCACUGUGUGUUCGUCCAUGCAAGGAAAGAUGAUUGUUGCACCACUUCUUUCAAUUAUGCAUGUAUAUAGUGUAGUUGAAGAAAUGAAAGCUGUUCCUGUCAACACGCUAAAUCCACAGAGAACCGCUAUCGUAGUGGCUGAUUUUGUGAAGAUGGGUAGGAUAUCAACUCCAGCUGACCUCAGAUACAAAGAAGACCUUUUAUAUCCCGGGCGCCUCAUAGAAGAUGCCGGGAAUGUUAAAGUUGGAAGACCUCUACACAAGGUUGCCAAACCCUCGAUGUUCCAGAGAUGGAAAGAAAUCUUCCCUGAAGAAAAGUUCGUUUUGAGCCUAGGAAACAGAUGGACCGACAUGGUGUUGGAGCAAAAUGCCACUGGGGAAGAUGCUUUGCGAGGGUGGUUAGUUGCCGCGUAUGCUUCAAACACUGAGCAAUCUUUCGAUGAUCUUAACCCAAGUGUGCUGGUUCAGGCAUAUGAGAAGAUGGAGAGUGUGUUCCCCCAGUUUUUGUCUGAACUCCAGAGUAAAGGAUGGCAUACAGAUCGUUUUCUUGAUGGAACAGGAAGCCGUUUCACAUUUUAGGUAUCUCAACCUUUUUUGCUUAUAAUAACUAUUAAUUAUCAUUUUAUGGCCCUAUAUGGCAUAACACUUGUGAGGUGAGUGAUAUGAUGCAAUCUCAUUGCACUAGGAAACCCGAGCCAUCUAAACUGGUAAUGGGUCACUUAAUCUAGGAGGAAGUUAACAAUUAUUGCCUUUUCGCUUGUUAGAGGUAAAAUUAGGUAAAUGGAUACAUCCGGUUCUUAUCA